Molecule: messenger RNA, 1780 nt
Organism: Triplophysa dalaica
Lineage: Eukaryota; Metazoa; Chordata; Actinopteri; Cypriniformes; Nemacheilidae
Gene: ptger1c
Product: prostaglandin E receptor 1c (subtype EP1)
Exons: 2
Coding region: 626-1780 (384 amino acids)
Biological process (GO): adenylate cyclase-activating G protein-coupled receptor signaling pathway; positive regulation of cytosolic calcium ion concentration; inflammatory response
Cellular component (GO): plasma membrane
Molecular function (GO): thromboxane receptor activity; prostaglandin E receptor activity
Source: RefSeq, a predicted model, not a curated record
CACAACUAUGCCAUUGAAUAACCAUUGUUGGUUCCACAAAGAGCCGUUUAGCCAAAGGUUCUUUGAACAACCAUCUCUUUCUCUCUUAUUUAAAAUCCGAAUAACCUUUUUAGCCACAAAGAACCUUUGGUGAGACAGAAAUGUUCUUCAGAUGUUUAAGGUUCUUUAUGGCACCUUUUGAAGCACCUUUUUAUAGCCAAUAUAUAGGAUACGACACUGAUGUAGUAAGACAAAUCAAAUAGUAAGACAAUGUGCAAUAAAUGCCAUAUUUCCAUGAAAUAUUCAAAUGAAACAAUGAAUGCUUUAUCCAGAAGCACUUCCUUUUUCAGUUAUUAUAAAUGUUAUGUUGCUUAUAUUUUUUAACAUUUGUGUAGUGUUAAAAACUUCAGGACAGGAACAGUGUUGGUAAGGUAUAAAAAGUGGUCUAUAAUCAUAUAGUACUGAAAAAGAGUUCUGAAAAAAGACCCACUUAAUCAACAAAUUCGCCAUUGUCAUAACAAAGGUGGAUGUAGCUAUAUCGCAUAUUAUGAUUUUUUUAUUUUUAGGACUAUGAUCCUUUCAGUUGUACUGACAAGUCUCUCCGAGAAACCAUUCCCUACAAAAGCCUUCAUCGCAGCUUCUUGACAUGUUUUUCAGAUCGCAUCCACCUAGCAAGGAUUUCUUGUCCUCCGGUCACAUCAUGGAUGUUCUUUUCACAUCCUCCUUCCCUGUAUUAUGCCACCACAAUCUCACGGCUCCCUGCUCCGACAACCAAACCGCAAACUCCACAUCACCCGCUCUGGUUAACCCCCCAGCUUUUGGAAUGUCCUACUUUACCAUGACCCUCGGCACGCUCUCAAACCUCACGGCUCUCGCCAUCCUAGCCCAUUCCUACACCCGCUUCCGUCGUCGUGCCAAAGCCCCGUUCCUUUUGCUGGCUUCAUCCCUGCUUCUGAGUGACCUGGCGGGUCACGUGAUCACAGGGGCCCUGGCACUGCACCUUCAUUUGGGAAGAGUAAAGCAUCACGGGAAGGCAGUGGUCCUGGAGCCUCCACAGGCAUACUGUAAACUGUUCGGGGCUUGCAUGGUGUUUUUUGGCCUUUGCCCUCUGAUGCUGGGAAGCGUGAUGGCGGUGGAGCGUUGCAUAGGUAUCACGCAACCUCUCCUGCACUCCACCGUGGUUACCAUCUCACGCAUCCGCCUCACCAUACUGCUCAUCGCCUCUACGGCUCUCAGUUUAGCGGGACUCCCUCUGCUGAACGUGGGGGGUUACAAACCACAGUUCCCUGGUACUUGGUGCUUUUUACCAGUAUACGGUUCACUUUCCACAGCAGAUGCAAGCCUGGCCUUGGCUUUUUCCACAUUGGGGAUCGUCUCAUUGACAGUCUCUGUUCUUUCGAAUACGAUAAGCGGGAUGCAGUUACUCCAGGCGAGGUUUAAGGAUAAAUAUGUUAAGUCAAGCAUUGCUCGGAGACAGGGGUCAGUCUCUUCCUCAUCCCUACGUUCCCUGGACGUGGAGAUGAUGACACAGUUGGGCGUCAUAACCGUGGUGUCCUGCAUCUGCUGGAGUCCCUUUCUUAUUUACAUCCUUAUAUCCGUGAUCAAGUUUUAUGAAGGGAUCUCCAGACUGGAGCCCCAGUGUGAGGAGCUGCUUCUACUGGCCCUGCGUUUGGCUAGCUGGAAUCAGAUUCUGGAUCCCUGGGUUUACAUCCUCCUGCGGCGAGCGGUCCUCCGCAGAAUUCUGCAUCUGUUGCAGCCCGAAAGAGUCAUGUUCACACAGAGCAGCUCCUACAGAGAUUAG